GUCAGGAAGUCACGGGCAGAUAUAUCGACAGAUUUAAGGCGGCGAUCGCAUACCGGCAGCAGCUCGAUCCCCGAGAUAAGUUGAUCGGUCUCCACUGUUUGUUUCUCUUGUGUUGGAAAAUACAAGGGACAAGAUGAACGGGUUAACCAUUUUACUACUUUUGGGAUUUUCGGCCGCAGCCUUUGGCGGCCAGUUCGGUCAAUAUGGGGGUGGCAUUGGAGGCGGAUAUGUGGGCGGUAUCGGCGGUGCUUAUGGCGGGUUUGAUGGAGGAUUUGGUGGAUUCGAUGGAGGUUACGGGAAGGGUGGCUACGGAAAGCAUACCGUUAGCACAAAGAUCAUUGAGAAGAAAGUACCAUACCCAGUCCAUGUGCCAGUAGACAGGCCAGUGGUAAAAUAUGUGCCAGUUCCGGUGGUCAAGCACGUUCCUGUGCCAGUUGUUCAGAAGGUUCCUCAGCCUGUGCCGGUGAUCCAGAAGGUGCCAGUUGUUCAAACUGUUACUAAGCAUGUCCCUGUACACGUAGACCGACCCUACCCUGUCCCCGUUGAGAGGAAGGUCCCAGUGCCAGUUCAUGUACCAGUUCCCGUCCAUGUACCCAAGCCAUACCCAGUUCACGUGCCCAACCCAGUUCCUGUCCACGUGCCAGUGAAGGUACCCGUUCCUGUGCCUCAGCCCGUGCACAUCGUGCAGACACAGAAAGUACCUGUGCCCGUGCCAGUUGACCGCCCCGUAUACGUCGAGAAACAAGUCAAAGUCCCAGUCGCUGUGCCCCACCCAGUCCCUGUACCCAAGCCUUACCCAGUCCAGGUCGCUGUGCCAGUUCCUCACCCAGUCCAUGUCCCAGUGCACGUGCCAGUUGACCGCCCAUACCCAGUUGUUGUUGACCGAAAGGUGCCCGUUCCUCACCCAGUUCACGUGCCAGUCCCAGUUGAGAGAAAGGUCCCUGUCCCGGUCCCAGUCAUUCAGACUAAGCACGUACCCGUCCCUGUGCACGUUGCAGUCCCAGUUCCCCAGCCUGUCCAAGUGAUCAAGAACGUCCCAGUCCCCGUUCCUCAGCCUUACCCAGUUGAGAGACCUGUCGCUGUACCAGUCCACGUCGAAAGGAAGGUACCGGUCCCAGUACACGUACCGGUGAAGCAACCUUACCCCGUGCAUGUCCCAGUUCACGUACCGGUUAAGCAACCAGUCCCUGUGCCCGUUGUGCACACUCAGGUCGUCCAGAAGAAGGUCCCCUACCCUGUGCAUGUCCCAGUUGCUGUUCCAGUCAAAAAGGCGAGCUACGGAGGAUACGGCGGUUCCUUCGAUGGUGGUUUUGGCCCCCUCAGUGGUGGGGUUGGUGCAAUCGGUGGUAGCGUUGGAGCCAUCGGUGGUGGUGUUGGUUCAAUCGGUCUCGGUGAUUACGGUUACGGUGGUGCUGUUGGCGGAGGAUACGGCGGUUCCUUCGAUGGUGGUUUUGGCGCCCACAGUGGUAGUGUUGGUGCAAUCGGUGGUAGCGUUGGAGCCAUCGGUGAUGGUGUUAGUGCAAUCGGUCUCGGUAAUGGUGUCAUCGGUGGUGGCAUAUACUAAAAUCUCAUUGGUAGACCGCUGAAGACCCGAGAGUGUACCUUUGAUGGGCAAGGCGAAAUUUAUGCUUCAGAAUGGGUUUUAGGGAAACAAUUAUUUUUUGAUGUCAAGUUAUUGUUAUUAUUUAUAACUUUAUUUUAAAACAAUUUUUUGUUUCUUGGUUAAAAUUAUAUUCCUGUUUUUAAAAUAAAAAGAAUUACCAUUUGAAUAACAUAACUGCUGCUGGUUAGAAAGUAAAAAUAAACUUAUUUUUUAUUUUUAUUUUAAAAUUAUAAUCGUUCCUUCUAAUCAACACAAUAUAUAAUCAAACAUUUACCCGCACACAAGUCAGUUGUGCACAUAUGCAAAACUUAAUUUAUUUAUCAGAAAAUGAUUUUACUUAUAACAGGAACAAGCAAGUCUAUUUCGAUAAACAUGUAUUUAACAUAAGACACGAAUAUUGAAUAAUGUUUCUUUAAGCGUUCAUAUUUCCAUGAACACUUUAUUCAAAUAAGCAACGCAAUUCUAAAAGAAGUAAAAUACAACCUUCCAAUGACACCAUGUAAACUAGUAUUUUCUUGAAUUAAUUUCGUUUUACAAACGUGUUUAUAUAAAAUAAAUACAUCGUUGAAUUGUCAAAUACAUUGUGCUAAUUAAUAGUAUAGAUUAUUAAAUUGCAGAUAUGUAUACUAGCUUUACGUUAUGCAAUUGUUGAUAAAUUGUAACUGAUUGGUAAUUGUAUAUUCAAUAUGCAAUUAUCUGACCUAUUCAUUAUGCAAUAAAACGACCCCAGCAUUGAUUCAUACGUCAGUAUAUUUCGUUGAUAUUUCGUGAACGGCUAAAUCAAUGCCUGUUUGUACAAAUAUCUCUGACAAAUAUAGAUUAAGAUAUAGAAAUAGACAGAAAGUCAAACAAAUACUAGUGGCUGCACAAAGUCAAGUUACGUUAAUUUUUCGCAAACGAUUGUUUAAGCCAAGACAGUCAUAAGAAAAUGCAAAGUAAAGAGGAAUUUGUUUGACAAGUAGAAGUAGUUGUGCCAGAUUAUUCAUAGCAUUUAUUUACAAAUAUGUUCAUAUCGUUUUGUCUGUACGAGCGUUUCUAAUUAAAAAAUUAUAAUGCGUUUGUACUAUUGUGAUCCAAAUAUUUAAAUAUUUAUUUGACAAAAAGGCAUCAUGUAAAUCUAGUUUAAAAUUAACAUUCGCAAAUGCAGUGUACAGAUGAAUAAAAUGGAAAAAAAAGA
This is a messenger RNA of Dreissena polymorpha, 2780 nucleotides long. RefSeq lists its product as uncharacterized. The coding region runs from base 134 to 1564 and encodes 476 amino acids. NCBI's taxonomy places the organism in Eukaryota, Metazoa, Mollusca, Bivalvia, Myida, Dreissenidae. The record is from RefSeq and is a predicted model, not a curated record. The transcript has 14 exons.